CUUAGAACCAUGCAGCAGCCCGAGUGCGAGCCCCUCGCCUACCACGACGAUAUCACUCCUCCCAAGCCUGAAGACGUCAAGCAAAACAAUGAUGAGAGCGAAGUGCAGCAGCUGAGAGAUCGUUUGGCAGCACAGGAGCUGUUGACACAGCAGCUACUAAAGCGCGAACAGGAGCGAGAGACCGAACGCGAGUUUAUGAAGAGGAGCGUGCUGUCCUUACAGCAGGACCUUCUUCGUCUCAUGAACAUCGUGGACCUGCAGAUGCAGAUCCCGUCCAUGCACAUGCAGAUGCAGCUUUCGCCUAUGGCUACAGGCGUCGAAAUGGCGUUUCGAGGACUCUCGCCGCGAUUCCCAGCCAGAGGCUGCAUCGGUCCAAGUCCAACGGGACACAGAGUAGCCAAGAAGCGAAAUGCUGAGAGUGACGAGGCUCAAGCAGUGGCGGCAUUGGUCUCGCCUGCACGCGAUGCUGCGAUGUUGAUGGACAUGUCACCGCAGAGUAAGCGCGUCAAGACGUCGUCCACGUCCAAUAACAAGCUGAGUAAACGUCAGUGGAGCCCUGAGGAAGACGAAGCAUUGGAGCUCGCCAUUCAAUCAACGGGGGCCAACGAUUGGUCGGCUAUAUCUCGACUGCUGCCUGGGCGUUGUGGGAAACAAUGUCGGGAGCGAUGGGUGAACCACUUGAGUCCGGCAGUGAACAAAGAGGCCUGGACAGAGGAGGAAGACGAACUCAUCUUCACGACACGCGACCGCAUCGGCAAUCGCUGGGCCGAGAUCGCUCGUUUGCUGCCUGGACGGACGGACAACGCGAUCAAGAACCGCUACUACUCCACCAUGAGACGCCAGGGGCGUCAGCUCCGUGGCAACAAGAGCAGAUCCCCGGACUCAAUGUCCGAGACCUCUACAAGCGCGGCUGAACUGCCCAUGGAAAACAUUUAA
Phytophthora infestans T30-4 is the source of this 936-nucleotide messenger RNA. RefSeq names its product myb-like DNA-binding protein, putative. The record is from RefSeq and is a predicted model, not a curated record. Gene Ontology annotation, cellular component: nucleus. The coding region runs from base 484 to 936 and encodes 150 amino acids. Gene Ontology annotation, molecular function: DNA-binding transcription factor activity, RNA polymerase II-specific; RNA polymerase II cis-regulatory region sequence-specific DNA binding. Gene Ontology annotation, biological process: regulation of DNA-templated transcription. The transcript has 2 exons. NCBI's taxonomy places the organism in Eukaryota, Oomycota, Peronosporomycetes, Peronosporales, Peronosporaceae.